UUCAUCUUUUCAACCCCCCCCUCCUUGAAGCUGAGAUAGUUGUUGUCACAAGUGACUCAAAAAGAACCAGUCAACCUCACUCACCACUCCGAUAUCAUUUCCCACCAUCAUCACGGCAUUCCGCAAUUCCUUCAAAAUGUCUCAAAAAAUCCUCACCAUCUUCGGAGCCACAGGCAACCAAGGCGGCAGCACGCUGUCCGCCGUGCUGAACAACCCCUCCCUCUCCGCCAAAUAUAAAAUCCGAGCCAUUACACGAGAUCCAUCCAAACCAAGUGCGCAAGCACUCGCAUCUCGCGGCGCGGAGCUCGCACAAGCAGACCUCAACGACAUCGACAGCGUCAAGAGUGCCAUCGCCGGCUCACACGGCGUGUUUGCCGUGACCAACUACUGGGAGACCACCGACCCCAAAGCCGAGUUUCGACAAGGCCAGAACAUUGUCGACGCAUGCAAGCAACAAGGAGUCAAACACCUUGUAUGGAGCAGUUUACCUCCAGCGGCCAAAAUCUCAAAUGGGCAAUUAACCAAGAUCGAGCAUUUCGACUCGAAAGCCAGCGUGGAGGAAUAUGCCAAUAAAGUCAAGGGUGACGACUUGAUUGUAUCGUACGUGAUGCCAGCAUAUUUCAUGAGUAAUUUGACCGGACAAUUCAAACCCGACCAGGACGGUGUUCCUACACUGUCGCAGCCGUGGAAUCCUCAAACUACGUUCUUGCCUAUGAUCGAUAUCCGCAACGAUAUUGGUCUGUAUACAGCUGGUUUGUUCGAAGCUGGUGAGCGUGCCAACGGUGCUUCAGUCCAGGCUGUCAGCGAAUGGGUCCAUCCUCAACAAUUGGCCGAUACUCUCAGUGAGGUCAAGGGUCGACCGAUCAAAUUUGUUGAGACCGCUGCGAGUGCGGAAUCUGCUGCUCAAUCGGGUGACCGUAUCUAUGAGGAAAUCACACAGAAUAUGCUCUUGAUCAGGGAUUAUAGUUAUUAUGGGAAAGGUGCAGAGAAGAAACAGGCGGAGAGUGAUGCUUUCUUGCUCCCUGGUGCGAAGAAGACGACGUUUAAGGAAUUUGCGGAAAAGGCGCCUUGGAAAUUGUGAGUGAAAAUUGGCGGUGGUAAGGGGUGUGGUGAUUGGGGUUGAAGGGUAUAAUAUGUGUGUAUAUGACGGAGACGUCAGUCACAUCGCACGAUCACAGCAUAUCUGGUUCUACAAUACACAAAAUCCAAUAUAACAAUAAAGCAUUAAUGCUUGCAACUA
This is a messenger RNA of Exophiala mesophila, 1240 nucleotides long. RefSeq lists its product as uncharacterized. The record is from RefSeq and is a predicted model, not a curated record. Lineage: Eukaryota; Fungi; Ascomycota; Eurotiomycetes; Chaetothyriales; Herpotrichiellaceae. The transcript has a single exon. Bases 137 to 1081 code for a protein of 314 amino acids.